AAUGUGAAUUGUGAAUAAUAAUAAAAAAAAAAAAGAACGAAACAUGGCAUACAAUACCGACGUACACGUGAUUCGGUAGUUAUAUUGAAGUCAGAUUCAAACGAUGCACUGUCACAUCGUCACCAAGAGACUUAACAUCCGCUAGAGUAUAAUAUAUAUUAUAUAUGAUAAAUUAAAUGUCGAACCUUGAACAGUAGAGCUGUAUACCUAAGACAUCAGUCGUUAAGACUAGCCUGCUAACUAAAACGUUUCACGGAUAUGGAAGAACCAAAUAUCAAUAUGAGUGACUUACGACGAAUUACAAGCAUGAUUCAAAAUUAUUCAGUAUCUUGUCCAGAAAAACCAGACAAGCGGUAUUUAUUUCAAAUUAAAGUGUAUUGGCUGUCAAUAGUCACUUUACUUAGUGUAUUGGUUACCUUUGUGUUUUGUGUUUUAUGGACUAUACUUUUCAAAUUGGAAGAUGCUACAUCAACACAUUGUGGCUAUCGAGUUAAAAAUUACUUGCCAACAAUAUCAACUGCCGUGGGAAAUUAUCCUGUACAGCGAUUUAUUUGGACUUUAGUCAUAAUCGCUCAUAGUCCAAUAAGGCUUAUUGUUGUUGGUAUAUAUUACCAAUACUACACUAGUAUAAUUAAACCAUCAUUACAUUGGUGUGCUGUAUUAUUAAGAUUUUUAUCCACUGUUGAAGUAUGCUCAUUAGUUGUAUUAUCAAUAUUUACUUCAUCAGAUUAUUACAGUAUUCAUGAAAAAAGUUUUGUCACAUUUAUUUGUGCUUCUGAACUUAAUAUGGUUAUUUCUUCUAUCUUAUUGAAAAAAGGACGUAUUACUAAAACAGUUAUGACAAAAUUAGAAGUGCGGUCAUUAAAAUAUAAAAUAUAUUUUACUGUUUUCAAUAUGACCAGCUUUGCGAUUGCUGGAUAUUGUUUUUUACGACAUAAUGCUUACUGUGAAUCUGGUGUGUAUACAUUUUUUGCUCUCUUUGAGUAUUUAGUUGUGUUGAGCAAUAUGGCAUUCCAUCUUACAUCAGUUUGGGAUCUAGCAGGUGUAUCAUUGGUGAUUGACGAUAAUUUAAACCUCACCUAUCGAUGACUGAAGUCUAAGUAUAUUUAGUAUAGUGCUAUGAGAUACAAACCAAACAUCAUGUCUAUUGUUUGAUUAUGUGCCUACUAAAAUGUGAUAUUAAUACCAAAUCAAAUUAUAGAAACACAAUUAAGAUAUUUUAAUUGUUUUAAUUUUUAUAUUAACAAAUAGGCUAUAGUAUAUUAGUUUACAUAAAAUAUUGGUAUCUGACUUAACAUAAAACAUGUUUAAGAUUGUUAUGUUUUAAUUAGUUGGUAAGUAUUAUUUUAUGAGAAUAUUUUUUAUUAAAUGCUAUAAGAAAGUAAUAAUUUUUUUGUUAAUAUACAUUACAUUUUUAUUAAAAGAAAUAUUUCUAAGCUAAUUAAUAAUUAUUGAUAUAUUUAUAUUUAUAAAAAUAUUGUUAAUUAAAAUGAAUCUCAUAUUUUUACACAACUUUUUUUAUGAAAAAAAUAUAUUUUAACGUUCUGUCUGCUAGUCUAAUUUAUUUUCUAAAAUAUAUUGGUAGUUAUAAAGCAGUAAAAUUAUUAGAAGAACUAACAAAUUAGUUUUUUAUGAAAGUUAUUUGUAGGAAUAUUUUUAUAUGUUUAUGAUUCCUGUACGCUUUAUUAAUUUUAAAACUUAUUUUUUUUUUUUUUUAAUAUUUAAGCACAUACAGUAUAAAUACAAAAUAAUAUAUAUUUGUUAUAUCGGUAUUAGAGUACAAUAUAUUGUUGAAUAAAUAUUGAAUGUUUUUAUUUUUGUAUUAUGAAUCUUUAUUACUAGCUAUACAAAUUUAAAAUAAUACAUUAUAUUUUUUUAUACAUUCAAAGAAUUCUUUGAUAGUUGAUAGUUUUAUCAAUUAUACAUUUUUUUUUAAGUUUUUUAACUUUAUGAUAUUGUCUUUGUAAGAAAUUUUGAUUUGGGAAAUAAUUUUCAUAGUUAUUAUAACAAAACAAAAUAUAGUAUUAUUUACCUACUUUCUAGUUAAUAAUUCUUUGUUGUAACUUCUUAUAAGCUAAUUCAUAUGUUAUAUGGGCGACUAACUAAAAACACAAUUUAGUCUCAAGCAAGAAAUAUUAAAUUUUCAACCUAAAUUUUAAUUAAGUUACGUUUUUAAGUCUAUUACUAUGUGUAGUUUUAUACAGUUAUGAAUACAUUUUAAUGAUUGAACUAUUA
Aphis gossypii (cotton aphid) is the source of this 2235-nucleotide messenger RNA. It is a transcript of the gene PGAP2, whose product is annotated as post-GPI attachment to proteins factor 2. Gene Ontology annotation, cellular component: Golgi membrane; endoplasmic reticulum membrane. Gene Ontology annotation, biological process: GPI anchor biosynthetic process. The coding region runs from base 259 to 1089 and encodes 276 amino acids. The record is from RefSeq and is a predicted model, not a curated record. Lineage: Eukaryota; Metazoa; Arthropoda; Insecta; Hemiptera; Aphididae. The transcript has 6 exons.